This is a messenger RNA of Drosophila subobscura, 534 nucleotides long. RefSeq names its product acylphosphatase-2. The transcript has 4 exons. Bases 4 to 435 code for a protein of 143 amino acids. Gene Ontology annotation, molecular function: acylphosphatase activity. NCBI's taxonomy places the organism in Eukaryota, Metazoa, Arthropoda, Insecta, Diptera, Drosophilidae. The record is from RefSeq and is a predicted model, not a curated record.
AAAAUGAAUGAAAAGGAAACUCAAACAAAUCCGAAAAGGAGCAAAAAGAAAAUGGAGGAUGAGCCAAUACCGACGAACGAUGUGAAAAUACAAACUACGCCACAUGAGAAACCGAACCCGGCGAAACCUGCCCUAGAGCAAAUUCAAAAGAUAUUUGAUUGUAAAUUCGAAAUAUUUGGGAUUGUGCAAGGUGUUUCAUUUCGAAUGUACACGAUGCGGAGGGCCGAGAAGCUAGGCGUGCGUGGCUGGUGUAUGAACACCCCACACAACACGGUCACGGGCCAAAUACAGGGCUAUGAAACAGCGUUUGAGGCCAUGCGUCUCUGGCUUGAACACACUGGUAGUCCGACGAGUCGGAUUGACAAGUGCAUUUUUGGUAUCACCAAUGAAGUGGACACCUUUACGUUUGAUUCUUUUACUAUUCGAAACGAAUGAAAUUUACAAUUGGACCAUUAAAAUGGCAUUCAAAAUAUGUUUUUGGGUUCCCGUGAAACUAUCGUGGUACCAUCGAGCAUAUCGAUGCGAUACCCAAGU